CUAACCAACCUGUAACUAACACACAAUAGAAAGAAAGACAAAGGCUCUCUGUGAGUUUGAAUAUUGAGAACAUCUGUUUCCAUCUCGAGUUGAUGUAAUGAAUAGACCCUUGUUGACUCCUUCUGUUUCCUAAUUGUUGGUCCCCUGGCUUCAAGUCACGCACUGUUAAACACACAUACACAGUCUUUGACUUGCUACUCAAUCUGAUACAUCUCGUCAGGAUAUAAUUAACAACGGGAAGAGCUAUUAAAGGGGGAAAUUCAGGACAGAGCGACAGUACAUUAACUAGAUGCUGGCUAACAAUCCCUGGCUGAGGACCAACAUCAACGAUGAAGCUCUUCACGUUUUGUCUACUUCUACCGGUGGCGAUGGUGGCAACUGCCCCAAUCAGAGCUCAAAGAGAAAAUGUGCUAAGCUUUCUGCAUGAUUCACUUCGCCCAUCUACAGAAAAGAUACCUGGAAAUGUUACAGCAAACCCUCCAAAUGAAUCAGUGAAAGACGAUGAUUCUGAAGAUUCUUCCCGAAGCCUUGACAGUGAUGCGAUGAUGAUUUCCCAAGUUUUGGAGAAAGAUAAAGCACCAUCGACAAGGAGAACCAAUGGGGGGACGCAGGUCGGGGACCAGGAGGGUAGUGGGGAGCGUAGUGGGCCGCAUGGACCACAGCCAGCAAGCAGAGAGCGGACUGAUCGUAGCAGUGAGGAGACGCUGGAGGCUCAAGAGCGGGACCAUUUACCCGGAAAACAUGGAUUUGGGUCGAAUGGUAUGUUUGCCCCAGGUAGGAGCAGAGAACUGAUGGAUCGGGAUAGUUUGGAGGACAAUGGCAGACCUGCUCCAGUGGGCAACAGAGGAGAUACAGACUAUGAUGAAACCAGGGAGUUAAUCAGUGCUGAAACGCAUCCAGAGCACAUGGCCAGUAGCUUCCCGGCUCCAGCAAAGGUCCGAGCCUCCUGAUGAUCCUACAAAGAUUCCAUUUCUUCCUCAUAAUGAGUCAGGGCCCGACAACUGUUGAGUCACGCUGGCAGCCUGCUUUCUUCCAAAUAGUUUCUUCUGGGACUUUUUCAUCCCAAUUUAGAUUUUUACAUCCCUUUUGUUAUUUGAUCAUGUGAACAAAUAAAGAGGUUAUGACAA
This is a messenger RNA of Gasterosteus aculeatus aculeatus (three-spined stickleback), 1127 nucleotides long. RefSeq lists its product as uncharacterized. Lineage: Eukaryota; Metazoa; Chordata; Actinopteri; Perciformes; Gasterosteidae. The record is from RefSeq and is a predicted model, not a curated record.